Messenger RNA from Amyelois transitella, 603 nucleotides. RefSeq names its product chorion class A protein L11-like. The transcript is spliced from 2 exons. NCBI's taxonomy places the organism in Eukaryota, Metazoa, Arthropoda, Insecta, Lepidoptera, Pyralidae. The record is from RefSeq and is a predicted model, not a curated record. Bases 1 to 603 code for a protein of 200 amino acids.
AUGAACUCAUUCUCUUUCCUGUUGCUCUGCGUCCAAGCUUGCCUCAUCCAGCAAGCUUACAGCCAGGCCAUCUUCGGCGGGUAUGGCAUUGGUCCCUCGUACGGCGCCGUGGGUUAUGGUGGUUCUGAAGUAACUGCCAUUGAGGUCGACACAUUCAGUGCUGGAGCGACUGGCUAUAACGGACUUGGAGGCUUGGGAGUUGGCAACUUGGGCUUGACUGGUAUCAACAACAUUGGACUGGCUGGAGCUGGCGGCUUGGGAUUGGCUGGAGUGGGCAUCAACUCUGGACUUGGUCUCGGAUUAAACUCCGGUCUCGGUUUGGGUAUUGGCAAUGUCGGAAUUGGCGGAAUUGGCGGAAUUGGCGGAAUUGGCGGACUUGGCGUUGGCUCGGUCGGUCUUGCCGGCGUCGGCGCUGGCUACGGCGGUGUGGGUAACGGCGCUCUCGCCGUCGCUGGAGAGCUGCCAGUCUCUGGCACCACCGUCGUCAAUGGCGCCGUGCCAGUGCUUGGCGCUGUGACCUUCAGUGGCAGCGUGCCAGCGGCCGGCGCCGUCUCUAUCUCUGGUAACUGCGGAUGUGGUGGCACCCCAUAUGGCACCUUCUAA